Molecule: messenger RNA, 336 nt
Organism: Ilex paraguariensis (yerba mate)
Lineage: Eukaryota; Viridiplantae; Streptophyta; Magnoliopsida; Aquifoliales; Aquifoliaceae
Source: the annotation of a GenBank genome assembly
AUGGCGGACCAAGAGAACUGCGCGAGAGUCACUCGCUUAUCGAAGAAGAGGGCAGCAGAGGCAGUGGCUUUGGGUGAGUCUCAACAACCGCCUGCUAACAAGAAGAGAGUAGUGUUGGGGGAGAUUAAGAACUUGUCGAAUGUUGUAGCUAAUCAGGUUCAGAAAGUGGGUUCUGAGCCUCGGAAGCCCAGAUGUAAGUCGAAGAAGUUCAAGAAGGCAGUGACAACGACGACAGUGACGGAAAAAAUUGAUGAGGAGAUCAAUGUCAAAUCGGAUGAUCCCCAAAUGUGUGCAGCCUAUGUUUCUGACAUAUACGAGUAUCUUCACAACAUGGAG